GCAGUAACGGCCAUGUGACCAGAACGCGCUCCUGUGCGUCACUCAGGCACGCCUGCCCCGACACCGCCCACUCAGCUGCUGCGAGUUCCUCUCUGUCUCUAUCCCCGUGCUGGUACGAGGCGUGGCUCCCUGCACGCUGCUCAAAUGUCUGAGCACAGAAACGGCGAUGCAGAGGAUGAUCGCACGGGUCUCCUACCAUCCACUUACUAUGCCCGCAAUUACCCACAACCAGAGACAGUAACCAAUUUGAUCAAGCGCGUACGCGCACUUACACUCAAGCUGCUACCAGUGGAAGUACCGCCAGAGAGCAUCGAGGACCCGACGAGCAGGGUCAUCACCCCGCAAGUCAUUGACGCAUAUACUCGGGCUGCAGGAGACUUCGUGCAAGCGCUGCCCUAUGCCUUGUUGAGGGCCCGGAAAGAGUUCAUGUGGGAUGCCAAUACCAAUCCUGCGGACUAUGGAGAGAAUUUGGGAAGAGCUGUUGCAUGCGAGGUUCUCGCCCGUCGAGUACUUCAUCAAGCACCACCGGACAAGACCGUUGUGAUGCUCUCUACCCGAUUCAGAUUCAAGGAGGUCGACGACGGGGAUAGCGAGAAAGCAAGUGCUCUUGAGUUGGCUAUUGACUCUCAUUGCACGAUCUUCCUGUCUUCGACGGAAGCACAAGACGUUGUCAACUGCCUAUGGCGAGGCCAACUCGUUCAAAUACACGAAGGAGACCAUGAUAUUGACUUUGUACCAUACAAGGAAUACGGCUACAACGGCUUCUGGGCCCAUUUAGACCCUGGUCGCCUCUCAGUACCCCGAUACCAAAACAUCUUCCGCAUCGUUGUCUGGACACUGUUCCUGUUCGCAUAUGCACAAGCCGUGCGUGAGCCGUUGGACAAGCUGAACCCCGAACAUUCCGAAUUAGACUUCUGGGAGAUCGUCAUGUACGUCCUCGGCCUUGCGUUCUCGUUCGAAGAUCUGCACAAGCUAUUCAAGCUUCUCCUCUUUGUCUCUUGGCGCACACUCGGCUUCUGGGACGUCAUCGGCGUGACGACCGAUUCGCUCCUCACCGCCGCCUUCGUGUUGCGCGUCGCCGGGAUUCUCUCCGCGGAGCCACAGAGCCAAGCGCUCCGGUUGCGCGCGUUCCAGUGUCUGAGCUUUGUCGCCCCAUUGAUCUGUUGGGGUCGUGCUCACCGACGAUACAUUACAGAGGUGAUCCCUGUAUUCGAUGGAUUCCAGCCUGUAGGAACGAUGCAGAUCUGCGUCGCCCGCAUGCUCAAGGAGUCUGGCAUAUUCUUCGGGCUAUUAGCCCUGCUUGGCAUCGGAUUUCUGCAAGGAUUGUAUGCGUUGGAUGCUGCAGACGGCCAGAACGACCAUCCGCAUGAGGUCGUGCAUGUCUUGAUACAGGCAUUGCUACAGGCGCCGAAUUAUGACAUGUUCUCAAGCAGCACUGGAGGGCAAUGGCUAUACUACGGCUGGAAUGUUGCAACUGCGCUCAUCCUCAUCAACGUCCUCAUCUCGCUGUUCUCAUCGGCGUAUGACGAUGUCGUUGAGGAUGCCGCGGCGGAAUACCUCACGUAUUUUGCUGGCAAGGUUGGAGGUAUGAUACGUGCGCCAGACGAGUACGUCUACCCGGCGCCAUUCAAUAUCAUCGAGAUCCUCUUCAUUGCACCCCUUGAGUUCUUCGUGAGCAAGCGGACGUACGACAGAAUCAACCGCUGCGUUAUGAUGGUCCUCUUCUGCAUUCCGCUCUGCAUCAUCGCUCUGUACGAGUCCGAGCUGGACCCGUCGAAGAACCGGUGGGUCCGCGAUCUGUUCGCGUACUCCGACGAGGGCGGCGAGGACACGCCCGAGUUCGAGAACCCGAGCGUGCACCCGGACGACUUCGCGAAGGGCCUAGAGAUCAGCAGGGUGCCAUUCGAGGAGCUCGUCAAGAUGUUCCCGGAUACGACACGCUCGAACGAGGCUUUGAUGCUAACCGAGAUCGAGACGAUGAAGGAGCAGAUGAGGGAGUUGAAGGAGCUGUUGUUGGCGAAGCGGUAA
Rhodofomes roseus is the source of this 2028-nucleotide messenger RNA. RefSeq lists its product as uncharacterized. The coding region runs from base 145 to 2028 and encodes 627 amino acids. Lineage: Eukaryota; Fungi; Basidiomycota; Agaricomycetes; Polyporales; Fomitopsidaceae. The transcript is spliced from 21 exons. The record is from RefSeq and is a predicted model, not a curated record.